AUGAGGCGAACGAAGGUCCGAGGGGGCCGGAAUCGUCCAAAAUCUGAGGCGUCGGGGUGGGUUUUCGACGAAACUUCAACACAUUCUCAGAAUGAAAAUGAUCAGCAAUUGGAGAAAUCCAAAUCAGGUGGUGAUGACGGACGGUUAGAUUUAUAUGCAAUUGCUGCUUUGACUGAGCACAUGAAUGGAGCUAACAGAGGUUCUAUUGAGAACUCUGAUGCACAGAGAGGAUCGGACAUCGAUUCUUCCAUCUUCAAUUCAAGCCAAAAUGGAGUUCAGAUUGAUGAAUCCAACAAUAACUCUGGAGUAGAGGGUACACGAGAAAAACUUAUUUCGUUAAUCACAAUUGGGAGUUCAAAUACUGACCAGAGUGAAGAAGUUCAUUCAUCUGAUUCUUCAAUUGCCAAAGGGAGGACAGCAUCCUUGAACACUAAUGAUAAUGCCGAUUCUGGUCAGAAUGAGAGUGGCGACGAUACCAGCAAUGACGCAAAUGUAAAUGGGAGAGACAACAGCAGUGACAAUCAGAGCAACACUAAUGAUAAUAACAAUUCAAGUUUAAAUGAAAAUGUUGCUCAGAACAACAUCAACGAGAAUGCUGGUCAGAAUGAGAAAAAUCCAAAAAUUAUGUAG
Molecule: messenger RNA, 630 nt
Organism: Hibiscus syriacus
Lineage: Eukaryota; Viridiplantae; Streptophyta; Magnoliopsida; Malvales; Malvaceae
Product: 5'-AMP-activated serine/threonine-protein kinase catalytic subunit alpha-like
Exons: 3
Coding region: 1-630 (209 amino acids)
Source: RefSeq, a predicted model, not a curated record